Molecule: messenger RNA, 2277 nt
Organism: Hippoglossus stenolepis (Pacific halibut)
Lineage: Eukaryota; Metazoa; Chordata; Actinopteri; Pleuronectiformes; Pleuronectidae
Gene: adob
Product: 2-aminoethanethiol (cysteamine) dioxygenase b
Exons: 2
Coding region: 452-1219 (255 amino acids)
Cellular component (GO): mitochondrion
Molecular function (GO): oxidoreductase activity, acting on single donors with incorporation of molecular oxygen, incorporation of two atoms of oxygen
Source: RefSeq, a predicted model, not a curated record
CUUUUUUAAAUUCCACAUGAGGCUGUGUUAGUCAGUGCAGCAGGGAUUAACGAGCUGCCUACAUUUCCCACAAUGCACCAGGUGUAACGCGUGAAGAGCAGCGUGGUGCGGACGUGUUUGGCAGCAGGCCACUAAUGGAAGAGUGCAAAUCAGCAGAUUCUCCCAAAUGGUUCAUUUCUGUGGGGAUUUAUUAAAAUAUUAAACAUCCUCUAUUCACAACUAGAAGAACUCAUCAAAACAACCGAGUAGACCAAUGAGCGUGGCGAUAAGCUGAUCGAAGAGGAGGAAAAACCACUAAGACUGUAUAUAAAGGGUCGCCACCUACAAGAACGAUUGGCCCGCGGAGUGAGUCAUCGCUCUACUAGACGAUCUGUGCAGCUAGCAGCGGUGCUAAGCUAACCAGCGGUCGGUGGAGUCGGUGGUGACCGGGCAGAGUCGUUCCGCCUCCGGUAUGAUGCCAGGUGACAGCGACAUGAGCUCCAUCGUUCAGAGAAUCGCCCGCCAGGCUCUCGUCACGUUCCGCAACCCGCCCCGGGUCGGAGGGGCCGACGCCGGGAAGUGUUUUCUGGAGGACCUCGGGAAGCUCAAGAGCCUGAUGACGGAAGUGCGAGCGGCGGACCUGAAGCUCGACCCGCGGCGAGCCGAGGACAGCCCGCCCGGUGUGGCCCCUGCGCUCCCCUACCCCCACGGAGCGCCCCCGGUCACCUACAUGCACAUCUGCGAGACGGAUGGCUUCAGCAUGGGGGUGUUCCUGCUGAAGAGCGGCGCCUCCAUCCCGCUGCACGACCACCCGGAGAUGCACGGUGUCCUCAAGGUCCUGUACGGGAAGGUCAGGAUCCGCUGCUUCGACCGGCUGGAGCGGCCGAGCGGCGGCUCCACGGCGGCGCCUCCGCUCCCCCCGCCGGCCCAGGUGGGCUCUCUGCGGCGCUCCGUGCUCCGCUCCACCGGGGAGUUCACGGAGGAGUGCGGGCCCUGCGUCCUGUCCCCUGACCGGGACAACCUCCACCAGAUCGACGCUGUGGACGGCCCCACGGCGUUCAUGGACAUCCUGGCCCCGCCGUACGACCCGGACGACGGCAGAGACUGUCACUAUUACCGGGUCCUGGAGGCGGAUCCCGCGGAGCAGAAGGAGAAGGGGCUCUGGCUCAUGGAGAUCUCACAGCCGCCGGAUUUCUGGUGCGGAGGAGAACCGUACCCGGGCCCGGAGGUCUCCCUCUGAUCCGUCCGAAUAACGUCUUCUCUCGGCCUGGUCUGGUUCAGUGACCUCGGACAAACUGGGGCUAAAUCUGUAACCCAUGUGUGUGGAGCAUGUGGAGCCGUGCCGGGCCGUGCCAGGCCAGACUGAGGGUCAACACCUCAUGAAUGUAUCGGUGCAGGUGGAGGAAACAGCAGGUGACCUGAGGGUCUGUGCUGCAAAGAUUGAAUUGAAUUAAAAUUAUAAUAAUAUUUGAGAAGGUUUCCUCCAUCAGCUUCCGAUGCUCCUCUAACCUCCUCCAUCAGAAAGGGAAUCAAACCAUUUUCAUUAGGUUUUUGCUCGUUCAUCAUUAAUUCAGUUAGGAAACAGUUCAGCCUCCUGAGUUGAGGAGCAGCUAAAUCUCAGUUUUUAGCCAGAUUGUUUAUUUUCAGUCAUUGUUGUUACUGAGGUCACCUGAACGUCUGCCCCCCCACACGCCGCUGUCCUGGAUGCUGAUUGAUUCCAUGAGAAACUGUAGAUGUGUUUCAUCUUCAGGUUAAAGGGUUCAAAAACUGAAAAAUCCCCACAAUUGGACUUUGAGCAGACGAAUAUGUACAAACAAAAUAUUUUUAAAAAGACCCCUGAGAGGUUUAUUGAUGCCAAGAACUGACAGAUUGAUGAUGUGCAGGGGCCUGAUGCUGCGUUCAAGAAGAGUCGGAGGUCGGAGGUCGCUGCUUCAAGUUUGUAUUCCAACAAAAUUCAGGGGAAAGAUUCUGCUGAACCCUGAUGUCUAAUUCAAAACAUCACACUGCAGCACUUUGACCUUCAGAUACACUGCACGACCUUAGAUUUGCUGUAAAAUCUAGGGACGUCCUGCAUGAAAGAACACUGAAUUAUAUGGGUAAUUAUAAAUUUUUCUGGGAUUUCCAGACGUGUGACUGCACCUGAACGCAGCAUUAACCUGCCCUGAGCUGAAAUGUCCCUGCUGCUGGUGGAAGUUGCCCUGGACCACUGAGGUGAAGGCGUCCAUGUGUUUUAAUCGUCUUCCUGCUUAAGGUUUUGUCCUGUUUGUUUGUCAAAUGAAAAAAACGUGUGAAUCUUCA